Molecule: messenger RNA, 1659 nt
Organism: Pistacia vera
Lineage: Eukaryota; Viridiplantae; Streptophyta; Magnoliopsida; Sapindales; Anacardiaceae
Product: cytochrome P450 87A3-like
Exons: 9
Coding region: 156-1586 (476 amino acids)
Biological process (GO): sterol metabolic process
Molecular function (GO): monooxygenase activity; oxidoreductase activity, acting on paired donors, with incorporation or reduction of molecular oxygen; iron ion binding
Source: RefSeq, a predicted model, not a curated record
UCCCUGUCUAUUCUCUCCACGUUUCCACACCUCAAACUCUUCCUUUUUCCAGUAAUCCUAACCUGUCCUUGUCCAUUUUCUUUUCUGUUCAAACCACAUUUAUAUCACCAUUUUCUCAAUCUAUCAUCUUCAAUUUACAUUCUCAUUUUAGUAAGAUGUGGGCUUUCUGCAUUGGAGCUUUGCUUAUCAUUACCAUCACUCAUUGGCUUUACAGAUGGAGAAAUCCCAGAUGCAAUGGUAAACUCCCUCCUGGUUCAAUGGGCUUGCCGCUUCUCGGCGAGACCCUUCAGUUCUUCACUCCCAACACUUCUUCUGAUAUUCCUCCCUUCAUCAAGAAAAGGAUGCAAAGAUACGGCCCAAUAUUCCGAACUAGUUUAGUUGGACGACCGGUCGUAAUAUCAACAGACUCUGAUCUCAAUUACUUCAUCUUCCAGCAAGAAGGACACAUGUUCCAGAGCUGGUAUCCAGAUACAUUUACAGAGAUCUUCGGACGACAGAAUGUGGGUUCAUUACAUGGGUUCAUGUACAGGUACCUUAAGAACAUGGUGCUAAAUCUCUUUGGUCCUGAAAGCCUAAGGAAAAUGCUCCCUGAAGUUGAGCAGGUAGCAUGUAGGAAAUUACAACGGUGGUCAAGCCAGGAUACAGUUGAAUUGAAAGAAGCAACUGCAAGUAUGAUAUUUGAUCUAACUGCAAAGAAGCUGAUAAGUUAUGAUCAAGACAACUCCUCAGAGAACCUAAGGGAGAACUUUGUUGCAUUUAUUCAAGGAUUAAUCUCCUUCCCUUUGGACAUUCCAGGAACAGCUUACCACAAAUGUUUACAGGGUAGACAAAGAGCGAUGAAAAUGCUGAAAAACAUGCUACAAGAAAGAAGAGAAAACCCAAGAAAGCAUCGGACUGAUUUUUACGAUUAUGUGCUAGAAGAACUUCAGAAAGAGACUACAAUCCUCACAGAGGCAAUUGCUCUGGACUUGAUGUUUGUGCUACUGUUUGCUAGCUUCGAAACAACUUCCCUAGCUUUAACUUUGGCCGUCAAAUUUCUCUCGGAUUGUCCUCUGGUGCUGAAGAAAUUAACGGAAGAGCAUGAGGCAAUUCUAAAGAAUCGACAAAAAGCUGAUUCUGGACUUACAUGGAAAGAAUACAAAUCAAUGACAUAUACAUUUCAGUUCAUAAAUGAAACAGUUAGACUGGCAAAUAUAGUUCCAGGAAUCUUCAGAAAAGCACUGACUGAUGUCCACUUUAAGGGAUAUAACAUUCCAGCAGGUUGGGCAGUUAUGGUAUGUCCCCCUGCUGUACACUUGGAUCCAGCAAAAUAUGAAGAUCCCCUGGCUUUCAAUCCAAGUAGAUGGACGGGAAUGGAGACAAACACUGCAUCUAAGCAUUUCAUGGCUUUUGGUGGUGGCAUGAGAUUCUGUGUUGGAACAGACUUUACCAAAGUGCAGAUGGCUGUAUUUCUCCAUUGCUUGGUCACAAAGUACAGGUGGCAACCUAUCAAAGGAGGCAAUAUAGUCCGAACACCUGGUUUACAAUUUCCAAACGGCUUUUAUGUUCAGAUUACAAAGAAAGAUGUAACACAUGAAUCCUCAUAAUCAAACCAGAACUAACCAGGCAGGUCGUUGAUGUGGCUAGAAGCAGAAUACCUUAAGCUCCUGACUUGGCAUC